Nilaparvata lugens (brown planthopper) is the source of this 3224-nucleotide messenger RNA. Its product is annotated as phosphoenolpyruvate carboxykinase, cytosolic [GTP]. NCBI's taxonomy places the organism in Eukaryota, Metazoa, Arthropoda, Insecta, Hemiptera, Delphacidae. The record is from RefSeq and is a predicted model, not a curated record. Gene Ontology annotation, cellular component: cytosol. The transcript has 14 exons. The coding region runs from base 497 to 2449 and encodes 650 amino acids. Gene Ontology annotation, molecular function: GTP binding; manganese ion binding; phosphoenolpyruvate carboxykinase (GTP) activity. Gene Ontology annotation, biological process: cellular response to insulin stimulus; propionate catabolic process; gluconeogenesis.
UCAAGAGUCAAUCACCACCUCCAUUGGACCUUGUAUCUAUCUACAAUAUUCUUUCCUCACAAUAGAUAACAGACUCAGUUUAUCACUUGUUGCCACCUGGUUCACUCUACCAAACAUUUUACACAGUUUAUCAACUAAAUUAACCUUGAAUCGUUCACUUUAAACCUUAUUUUAGUGCUAAAUAACUUGGUGUAGUGUUAGAUUAGCGUUAUUUUCGUGCUGAGAAAUAUUGAGCCACUAAUUCUCAAAGGUUUGCGAGUUAGGCUACUAAAUUUAUCAGUGAACAAUUAUUAUAACAAUGAAUGACACUUUUCUAUUGUGGUUCACCCAGUCUGUUAUCUGCCAUCUGCUGCUGUGCGUUUCAAAAUUGUUUCUGUGACAAUUAACUGUAAACUUGUGAAUUUCCGUGCAGUGUAAAUUGGUCAAUUUUCUCAAAUUGCAACUAGUUUUCGAAGUAGAAUUAAUUUGGAAUCGUUUUCAAAUAUCAUCAGCCAACAUGCGUCUGCUCUCACGUCUGCUCAGUCGGUACAAUGCGGUGGUAUUGGAUUUCGUCAACGCCCAGAAAAAUUGCAUCGAGGAGGUUCCUCUCGUACAGGGACACGUCUCAGCACUCUCCACUAAGUUGAUCUACUUUCUGAGAGACAGUGUCCUGCUGUGCGAGCCGAAAGAAAUUCACAUCUGCGAUGGAACAAAACAGGAAAAUGAGAAAAUGGUUGCCAUCAUGAAAAACAUGGGCAUGCUACAGGAGCUGCCCAAGUAUAAAAAUUGCUACCUGGUUCGAACUGAUCCAAGGGAUGUGGCAAGGGUUGAGAGCAGGACCUUCAUGAGUACACCGACAGAGAGGGAGGUCAUUCCCAUCCCCAAACAGGGCGUGAAGAGCACCCUUGGCAACUGGAUCUCCACUAAAGACAUGGAUACUGCCAUCGACAACCGGUUUCCCGGUAGUAUGAAAGGCCGCACAAUGUAUGUGAUUCCGUUCAGCAUGGGUCCCAUAGGUUCGCCCCUAUCCAAGAUCGGAGUGCAAGUGACUGACUCUCCCUACGUGGUGGCUUCCAUGCGUAUCAUGACCAGAAUGGGAGCUCCGGUUCUUCAAGAGAUUCUAGCCAACCAGAGCAAGCCGUUUGUUCAGGCCACUCACACAGUGGGAAAACCACAGCCCUCAGGCAAAAUGGCCAUGCCCUCCUGGCCCUGUGACCCUGAAAGGACCAUUAUCAUGCACAGAGAAGCCUACGAUGAAAUCUACAGCUAUGGCAGCGGCUAUGGUGGAAAUUCACUGCUUGGAAAAAAAUGUUUUGCUCUCAGAAUUGGAUCAGUUCUGGCUAGAAAGGAGGGUUGGCUUGCUGAGCAUAUGCUUAUCCUAGGCAUCACAACGCCGCAAGGCCGCAAGCACUAUAUAGCCGCAGCUUUUCCUUCAGCUUGCGGCAAGACCAACCUGGCAAUGAUGCAGAGUGCCCUGCCCGGCUACAAGGUGGAGUGUGUGGGUGACGACAUUGCUUGGAUGCGGUUCAACCCUCGCACACGCAAGCUGCAUGCCAUCAACCCGGAGAACGGCUUCUUUGGGGUCGCUCCAGGAACUUCGAACGACACAAACCCCAACGCAAUGAAAACAAUUUUCGAGAACACAAUCUUCACAAACGUGGCCAGCACCAGUGAUGGAGGGGUGUAUUGGGAGGGUAUGCCUACCCCCCCGCCCCAAACCCAAAUCACCGACUGGCUGGGGAAGCCCUGGACCACCCAAUCGGGAACCCUGGCUGCUCAUCCAAACUCAAGGUUCUGUGCCCCAGCCUCGCAGUGCCCCAUCAUAGACCCGGCCUGGGAGGCGAGUGAGGGCGUAGAGAUAGAGGCCAUCCUGUUUGGGGGCCGUCGGCCCGAGGGCGUGCCCCUGGUUUACGAGUCAUUCAACUGGCAGCAUGGUGUGUUCAUGGGGGCCAGUAUGAGAUCUGAAGCCACAGCUGCCGCUGAACAUAAGGGAAAGGUGAUAAUGCACGACCCGUUCGCAAUGAGGCCUUUCUUCGGCUACAAUUUCGGUCACUACCUCCAGCAUUGGCUCGAUAUGGAGAAGAAGGCCGACUGCACUCUUCCACACAUCUUCCAUGUCAACUGGUUCCGUAAGGAUAGCAAUGGCAAAUUCCUGUGGCCCGGCUUUGGUGAGAACUCGCGCGUGCUGGACUGGAUCAUCCAGCGCAUCGAGGCAGGAGACAGAGACAGCAGCACUGCCUGUCGACACUCUCCUAUUGGCUAUCUGCCCACUAGGGAGUCGUUCCAACUGGCCAGCCUUAGCGAGCCUGUCGACUUCGAUCAGCUGUUCAGCGUCGACAAACGCUUCUGGCAAAAGGAGGUUGAAGAUUUGAAAAAAUACUUCGACGAACAGCUUCCAAACGACGUUCCACAGGGAAUCGCAACCGAACUGAAAAAUCUUGAGUCCAGAAUCAACGAGAUCCAAGAAUAAGAUGAAGUAUUAAACUAUUUUGCUUUCCAAAUUUAAACAAAACUGUGUUUGUCUGCAUACGAUACGAUAGAAAAUCUAUGGCUUGAGAUUAAACCUCAAUUAUCUUGCUGUAUGUGUGAAUAAUCACUCAUUUUAAUAAAAUAUAUUAUUCGAUUUUAUUUCAAAGCAGAGAGAUAUAAAUACUGUAUUGUGUUUUCAUGAAAGUUGAAUUUUACCAUAACCGGUAUGUUGAGGAUGAUAUAUUUAAGAAUGUAUUUUGAAACUAGCCUAUACCCGCGUACUAAAAGAGAAAAAUAUGUCGUUUUUGAAUAUUUUUAAUAGAUUAAUAAGUAGGGGUAGUUACUUUAUAAGAAGUUUGAAACAAACGGCUGUAAGUUGGAAUCUGGUGGAUCCUCAGCAGAUUUAAUUCUUGAAGGAAACAACAUUUUAUUAGUUUAAUAACACUACGCUCUUGAAAGACAGCUUCAUUAUCAAUAUUAUUGUUACGGUAUUAUCCAGAAAUAUAUUUACAACUUUUAUACUAUGAGGAAACCUUUAGUAGGCUGUUACAAGCAUCUGUCUAUUAGUAUUUUUGUAUAUAGAACUAACUCAAAUAGUCUCUGAAACAUAAUAAAUCUCACUGAUAGUCUAGUUUUAUUAUUGAGAAGAUAUUGCUAUAUGUAUUAUGUUAACCGUAUAAUAUUAAGUUCGAAUUAUAUUCUAGGAGAAUAGAAUGUUAGCUAUGUAAGGAAAUAAAAAUGAAAACCGUGAAAAAAUAAAGAAAUUUGAAAAUCAA